Molecule: messenger RNA, 1480 nt
Organism: Rhinolophus ferrumequinum (greater horseshoe bat)
Lineage: Eukaryota; Metazoa; Chordata; Mammalia; Chiroptera; Rhinolophidae
Gene: NIFK
Product: nucleolar protein interacting with the FHA domain of MKI67
Biological process (GO): maturation of LSU-rRNA from tricistronic rRNA transcript (SSU-rRNA, 5.8S rRNA, LSU-rRNA)
Cellular component (GO): nucleolus
Molecular function (GO): RNA binding
Source: RefSeq, a predicted model, not a curated record
UGGAGGAGCCGUGGGCUCGGCGCUUCCGGAAUUGCCGCGUGGAGCUCCUCGGCUUGGGCCCUUUCGGCAUGGCGGUCUUUGCAGGCCCGGCGAAGCCGCUCCUGGCCCUGAACCCGCAGGAGGAUGCCAAGUUUCACAAGGAGGUGGCUCAGGUUCGCCGGCGCGCAAUCAAGAAUCAGAAGCAAGGAAAAGAAACACUUACUCCUGGAGUAAUCUACGUGGGCCACCUACCUCCAGCACUUUAUGAAACCCAGAUCCGAGCAUAUUUCUCCCAGUUUGGCACCGUUACGAGAUUCAGACUGUCCAGAAGUAAAAGGACUGGAAAUAGCAGAGGCUAUGCCUUCGUGGAGUUUGAAUCUGAAGAUGUUGCCAAGAUAGUUGCUGAAACAAUGAACAACUACCUUUUUGGGGAAAGACUCUUGAAGUGUCAUACUAUACCACCUGAGAAAGUACAUGAGGAACUCUUUAGAGAGUGGCAUGUUCCAUUUAAGCCGUCAUUUCCAGCAGUGAAACGGUACAAUCAGAACCGGACACUUCUUCAAAAGCUACGGAUGGAGGAGCGAUUUAAAAAGAAAGAAAAAUUACUCAGGAAGAGAUUAGCUAAGAAAGGAAUUGAUUAUGAUUUUCCUUCAUUGAUUUUACAUAAAGAGGAAAAAAGCAAUGCAUCAAACACUGAUCUUCGGAAAUCUACAAAAAGCCAGGCUUUACUUAAGAAGAAGAAGAAGAAGACGAAGAAGAAGGUUUCAGUUACUCCUAACACUCCUGAGAAGACUGUGGAUAGCCAGGGCCCCACACCAGUUUGUACACCAACAUUUUUGGAGAAAAGAAAAUCUGAAGUGGCCGAAAUGAAAGAUGAUGAUAAAGAUAAUGAAAUAGUUUUCAAACAGCCCUUAUCUGGCAUAAAAGAAGAAACAAAAGAGACUGAAACACCUACACAUUCAAGGAAAAAACGAAGAAAAAGCAAUCAGUGAUUGUCAGUGUAUUGCAUACAAUACUUCUGGAAAAUGUGAUUUUAUUAUGAGGGCUGAUUUUGUAUGUAACCAGAUAAAAUGGAAUGCAACUGUUGACAAGAUUAUCUGAAGACACACUGUUCACAUCAGUAAGGAAAGCAGCCAGAGAUUUUUCCUUGCUCCGCGCUGAGUCCAUACCGGCUUGCAGUAGCCAGGCUCACGCUCGCUUCGUCCCAGUCUCUUCUAGUUUUCUUUACAGAUCUCAUAGCUGUCUGUAGUUACUCUGCCUGGAUGGAAGGGUCACCAUUAACUGCAGGUUAAAGUACUAAACUGCAGUCUUUGCUGUUACCAUCAAAUAAAGAAAAUAAAAUCUUGCUUGACCGUCUGUAAGGUUCUCUGUGUUAGGCCACACACAUUUAACCUGUAAGACAGCAGACAGUUGAAACUGGAAGUUAAAUGGAAAAUGAGAAGGCAGUUUAAGUAUUAAUACAGAUUCAUUUAUGUUAUAUGAUUGUUUUACUAACGUUAGU